Messenger RNA from Coffea eugenioides, 845 nucleotides. RefSeq names its product probable LRR receptor-like serine/threonine-protein kinase At3g47570. Gene Ontology annotation, molecular function: protein tyrosine kinase activity; ATP binding. The record is from RefSeq and is a predicted model, not a curated record. The coding region runs from base 207 to 770 and encodes 187 amino acids. The transcript is spliced from 4 exons. Lineage: Eukaryota; Viridiplantae; Streptophyta; Magnoliopsida; Gentianales; Rubiaceae. Gene Ontology annotation, biological process: protein phosphorylation.
UACUAGCAGAUGUCAAUUCCAGGAGUUUUGAUACAGAAUGUGAAGUUCUACGCAAUCUUCGCCAUAGAAACCUAACCAAAGUGAUUGGUAGCUGCUCUAACUUGGACUUUAAAGCCUUAGUGCUUGAUUAUAAGUCUAAUGGGAGCCUUGAGAAAUGGUUGUACUCCCACAACCAUUGCCUGGAUCUGCUGCAAAGGAUAAGCAUAAUGAUGGAUGUUGCUUCCGCAUUGGAAUAUCUCCAUUUUGGUUAUACAACACCAGUGGUUCACUGCGAUCUGAAACCUAGCAACAUAUUGCUCGACGAAAAUAUGGUUGCUCAUGUAAGUGAUUUUGGCCUGACAAAGUUUCUGGAUGAAAGAAAUAGUGUUCUGCAUACCAAGACACUUGCAACGCUUGGAUACUUGGCACCGGAGUAUGGACUUGAAGGGCAGGUGUCAACAAGGGUUGAUGUGUAUAGUUUUGGCAUAGUUUUGAUGGAAACCUUUUCAAGAAUGAAGCCUAGUGAUGAAAUGUUCAAAGAUGAUUUGAGCCUGAAGAGUUGGAUUGAAGAAUCUCUGCCUAAUGCAACAACUCAGGUUGUAGAUGCAAACCUACUUGGGCGACAAGAUGAGCAUUUCAAUGAGAAAUUGGAGUGUAUUUCAGUGAUCUUCAAAUUGUCUUUGAGUUGCUGUGCUAAAUGCCCGCGAGAUCGGACUAAUAUGAAGGAUGUUGUGGCAGCACUUCAAAAGAUAAAACGUCAAAUUAAGUAUUUUCCGAAUAUCUCGGCAUGAAAGAUGAUGCCAAGAUUUGAAACAUGAAGCAAAAUAAGUUAUAUUAUCCACCUUAAGUAUGCUGAUAUAUAAAUA